UAUACUCUCCUACACAGGUUUCUCCUAUCCAGCACCACCAGGCUCCAUAUUUCCUAUGGCUCUGACUGAUGUGGAUCCAAACUGCAGAAGGGUUGGGGGUAAUGGCACCUCGAAGCCUAAGCACGCACCCUUGCCCUUAUCUAAGGAACAACUGAAAGAAGUAUUCAGGCGCUCUGACAGCAAUAAAGAUGGCCGCCUCAGCAAGGAAGAGCUUAAGAAAGCCUUCAAUGAACUUGGUUCACGAGUCCCAGUCUUCCGAACCCUUGCAGCACUUCAUCAUGCUGAUGAAAACGGAGACGGGUACGUAAGUGAGGAUGAGUUGGACGCUGUGGUUCAAUAUGCUGUAGGACUUCGUUAUGCAAAGUAAAAUCGGGUAAGCUAAGUUUGGUAUACACUUCGGUUGCAAUAAAUAAUCGAUUGGGAGUAAAUCCCAGGAAGGAAUGAUCUCUUUUCUUGUUAUAUAACAGCUUGAUGGUUUGUUUAUGUUUACUUUGGAGUAAAACAAACUAGUAUUUACAUAUUAAUGAUGAAUUACCAAGAUGGAUCAAGCCAGGCACAGUGUGCUCGGUGUGUUUUCUCAUCUCAUUC
Molecule: messenger RNA, 588 nt
Organism: Theobroma umbraticum
Lineage: Eukaryota; Viridiplantae; Streptophyta; Magnoliopsida; Malvales; Malvaceae
Product: polcalcin Cup a 4-like
Molecular function (GO): calcium ion binding
Source: RefSeq, a predicted model, not a curated record